Trichobilharzia regenti is the source of this 6230-nucleotide messenger RNA. The record is from the annotation of a GenBank genome assembly. Lineage: Eukaryota; Metazoa; Platyhelminthes; Trematoda; Strigeidida; Schistosomatidae.
UAUGUAUAUAUAUAUAUAUAUAUGUAAUGAUUACAUUAUUAAGUGAAUACAUAUAAUCUGUAAAGGGUUUUGCAUUCUCACUCGAGGAAGUAUUUCAUUUCAAAUCUGUGGAUGUAGACAAACAUAUCUUGGAGAGAAACACUGUCUACACAAGUAAUUUGUAUUACGGAAAAAGAUAUAUAUAUAUAUAUAUUCUAUAAGAAGAGUGAUGAAUCGGUUCCAUUUGUUGAAAUAAUGAUGGUUUGAGAUUAACGCGCUACUUUCAUACUAAACACCUAGAACGGUGGAAAAAGUAAUUCAGUUAACAGAGAAACCAAAGAAGCGUGAUAUGCAAUAGUUGACAUGAUUUUUGACCGUUCGAACAAAUUUUUUGGAAACAGUUCGGUGAUAAAUUCUUCUGAGAAUGUCAGAAAUACAACACAACCAUUAAUCACCUAUUCGUUGCAAGCGACUCAAAAACCUGUUGCUAGUCAAAAAUAUUCACAAAUGGGUUCAUACAACAUGCCGAUGGAUGAGGAUAACACACCGAAUGUACAGAAUCAUACGGAUUAUACAAUCCGUGCACUGGCAGAUAUGUUUAAAUGUAGAUUGUCAAAUUUUCCUAUGACUGUGGGAAUCUUCACCCAACAGAAUAAUAAAGAAUAUCUUUCACAAUUAGCAAAUGAAUUACAUAAUAUGGAUCGCCUUGACAGUCCUCUGCCAUUGAAAUUUAGCAAAUUAUUGUUCCUGUUCCCCUUAUUUAUCAGCGCUAUUUUAGGCUACUUUGUUGGAAUGUUAACUAAUUGGCAAAUAGGAUUAUCGAUUGGACACAUUGGAAUGUUCAUACAAAUCACAUUUUUAGCGUUAAUUAUAACUGGAUCACGAUUCUGUCAUAAGCCAAUGGCUAUACGCGCCAGUUACUCAAUAGCAUAUUUUCUUCAUUGGCUCAAACUUUUUCUAAGUAUUUGCUUUUGUUAUCCUGUGAAAUCAGUGAAUGCAAAAACACCUGCCAAAAUCAUUGUUGUAUAUCACCGGAUUUGUCCAACAUCAACAACUAAUAUGGCACUUUUUUCAUUAAUUGAAAAAAUGUGGUUCAGUUUAGUUCGACACUAUGGACAAAUUUUAGUAAGACUUCAAAAGGCUGGAAAACCUUCUGUAAUUCCAAAUUGUAAAUACAAACGUGUCUGUUGCUUGCCAGCAUUUAUUGUAAUGAUCGCCUUUUGGAUAGCAUUAUUCAUCUCCACUAGUAUAAUGCGACUUUACUCAGGUCAAUUAACUAACUUACUUGGCCAUGGUGGUCUCUUAUCCUUAUUUGUAAUUAUGAGUUCAAUAAUGUUUCUUAGCUUUUUUGGAUCAUUACCAUCACUGUGUCGAAUUUUCAAAGGUCUUCUAAUCCAUCCAAUGACACCUGUUAAAACAGCGUUAUCAGCUUUUGUAAAAACUGAAAAUGAUACAGACAGAGAACUAUUUAGUACAAAGUCAGUUGGCAAGAUAAAUGAAGCUGCCCUGCUAUCAAAUUCAACAUCAUUUAAAGAUCUUGCAAUAUCUGCUGAAGAGCAAAGAGCCUGUAAAGCAGAUUUAUUUAUCAAAUCAGAAUUUGCAAAAAUUUGUAAUCUAUCUGUUACAUUUGAUCGUUUCACUAGUACACAACAAACUAGAUUUAUUUUAUGCUUAGAUGCUAGUAGUACACUACAAAAAGAUUUACUAGCAAAGUUAAUUUAUCAAAUUCAUAAUUUAAUCUUAUCUGAUAUGAAUGCACCAGUCGCAAUUGUACUUGAGGCUAAUUUUCGAAUUCUUUUAGGUGAUCUUGUAUGUAGUUCAAUCUUUACCCCGCGUACUUCCAAUUCUUAUGAUGGUUUAAACCAAGGACCAAAAUUUCUAGCUCAAAUACUUAGUGAUAAUUUUCACUUAGUUCACGCUAGUCUACAUUUACCAAUCUAUUUGGAACCACCAAUAUUCACUGAUUUUCCACAACAACAAUUAACUUGUCCUAAUGAUCAAUUACAACAAAAUCAGGUAUUUCAUUCACCGUUGAAUGGUUAUUCAUCUGCUCUCUGCGCCUCUCAGACAUCUUCAACAGCCUUAAAACCAUUGACAACACUCAAUAUGAAUGCAUCAUCAACAAAUCUGUCAUUUAACCGGAACAGUGUAUCAACACACCUGCCAAGAGCUACAUUUGAAAACUGUUACGAGUCACGUUUGAUUAGUAAACAUGCAUCUAAGCAUUCGACGACACACAUUGAAUCAGAAGUAGACAAUAAUGAUUUUACAGGUGAAAGAAAUAACUUCAGCGUUAAUGAUAUUGCAAGCAUGUUUUUAUAUAAUCAUGAGUUAGCUGACUGGAAUGGAAAAGUUCUGAAACAGUUGGUGCUUUCCACAGCAUUAACAAGUCGUUUGUUAAAAUUUUACAACAUGAAUGUUGAAAUCAGUCUUAUUGUUGUAUGGGUAACACUGGUUCAUCAUUGGCCGUAUCAUACAGCCUGGUUGAUUAUUUAUCUAGAACAUCUGAAUACUUCCAGUUCAAUGAAUACGAAUAAAGAACAAGAGCUUCAAAUUCAAAUUAAUUUAUUAGAAGCAUUCUCAGAGGUUAAAAAACGUGUUGGUGAAACAAUAGAUAAACUGGAACCUUUAGCUGCAGAAGAUCGUGAUUUGGAGCAAUUAAAUAAAUUUCUUUAUGCCAAAGCGUCUACUCCCAUCUUACUGAAUAGUUUAAAACAGCUCAUAGCUUGUACUUUAACACACAAUCCAUUUAUUCGUCAAUCGGUUAUAGCAUUAGCGGGUAAUAUAAAUGAACGUCAGCGUUCAACAGUACAUCACAGUUUUGUUAAUCCUCUUGAUGUGCUUAAUGAAGAAAUGAACAAUAGUGUGAACUACAAUUCUGCCUUAAAUAAAGUAGUCCAGUCGAAUUCAGUUCCACUUUAUGCAACUAUUCAGUUGAAUGCUUCAAGAACACUAACAAAUCAAAUAGGCUGUACUACAACUGGUUCACUGUCUUCCGCUGAUAACAUUCCAUCAAAUCCAUCAUGGCCGUGUUCAUCUGACACUUUUACUACAGGAGAUAAUGCUAUAAACAAACCCAGUGCACUCAAGUUGAAGAAAAAGUGUCCCUUAAUUCCUCUAAAUCAGUUCACUGUCAACGAUGUGUGCGAAUUAUUUUCAAGCAUAGCCGAUAUUAAUCCAUCUCAUAUGCAAAAUUAUUUGACGAAAAUAAAACAACUAAAAAUAAACGGCAUUGUACUUUCUGUAUGUGAUCUGGAAAAGUUACGGCAAGAGUUGCUAAUUGAUUCAACAGAUUGGCACUUAAUUCAUAAGCUUCUUACAUGUCUGCGAUCAUCUACAACCGAUGGACUCAGUAUAGUUUCAGAGACUUCACAAAAACGAGUUAGUCGUAUGUCUUCCCAUGAAUCUGAACUAGUUGAAUUAACCUCUGGACAUCAUUCAGCUCAUAGAAGUAAACAUCAACAACCACAACAUCAGGCAAAUAAUCAAAAUCUUGUAACUCAGAUUCCGUUGUUAAAUUUUGAAAAAUCUGAUAGUAAAGUGAAAACAGCAAAUGCUUUUCCUGUUCGACAAACUCCAUGGCUCAUUUCACCAAAAAUACCAAUUACAACUUUAUCAUCUAAUGGGAAAACUUAUGAACCAUUUCAAGAGUUUCCUUGUCAACAGCAUCCAAGUCCAGAUAGCUCAGAUCAACAGAACUCAUGCAGUUUAAUGGAAGAACCAGAAUCAUUAUGGAAAAAUAAUAAUUUACAAAGUGUUCCUUCAAAUGUAGACAAAAGUCUGUCGUCUUCAACACUGCCGCCACAGCAAAUUAGUAGAUUAUAUGGAUUAACGGAAAACCCACAACAAUUAGGGCAUUCAUCUGCAUUUUCAAAUGUAGAGGGUUUCGGUAGAUUGAAGGAUACAAAAUUAUCAGAAAAGCAUUCAAGGAGAUCUGAUCCUCUUGCAAGUGUGACUGCUGUAAAAGAAGCAUCAAAAUACACUUUUAACAAAGAUCCACAGAAAUUACUUCAAACCAACUUGUUUGCGAUUAAAAAUGGUUAUGCAAGUCGCUCUUCUGUUGACUUACGUACAGUUUUUGGUCCUGAGCAGAAGGCUACAUCCAGUGCACAGUUACUAAGUAAUUAUACAGUAAUUAAAAAUUCAAAAAGAAAUCGAGUUAAAAGAGCUCUAAUUGAACAACAUAAAAGGCGACAACAACAGUGUCUUUUGACACAAACUCCUAAUUUCAAUUACCUUAUGGAUCCAAGGUUUUAUCACCAACCAUUUGUAGGUCCAGGGUCAAAUCAAGGCGCAAAUUUAUUUACCCACGAAUUACUCAACGAAACAGGUUUAUCAUUCGAUCCUAGGUUACAAAGCACUAAAGUGCCGAGCACAAAACGUUUCAUCAGACAACCUCGACAUAAAUAUGACUAUCAAACCCAUAUGAAUGAUACUGCUGUUCAAAUGACUAACGGUAAUAAGAAUGUUGUUGGUGCAGAGCAUCCAAAUCAUAUGAUUAAUCUGACAGCGAGCAAUGCUCAUAUUCAGCAAAACUGUCUAUACGAAUCACCAAAUAAUUAUGAAUCUGAAACCGAUGAAUCCAUUCAAUCUCCUGAAAAUAAAAAUGUUCAUUUAAACUUCUCCAGACAAAAGCACAGUAUUUUAAAUCACCUUAAGCAUUGUCCACCCUCGUUUCACACGACAACAGUUUUUCCUUCACCUGCUUUAACACCAGGCCAACUGGCUAGUCUGCAAAGUUAUGCUGCAUGGUCAUCGAAAAUGAACCCUUAUUUUGCAAAUCCAACCGUUUUAGGUAGUGUUGGACCAGUUCUGCCAAAUACCUAUUUAAAACAGCAUCAGGCAAACAUAUUUUCUCAAGCUAAACCGUCUACCCACUUGAAAUCAGAUCAUAAAGCGUUUAGACCAAGUCAAAAAAAGCGACCGAGGAAAAAUAAUUCAGAAGAUGAAAAUAAUAAUAAUAAUAUUAUUGUUAAUCCAAAUACAGAAUUUUUCCCCUCUGGUGUUACAAAUCCACAUUUAUACUCAUUACCAAUACCCUGUGAUUCUGAGACUGAAAUGUGUACAUGUGAUUAUUGGUUUGAAAUGGAAAAGGCUAGAGAAAAAUUUACAAUUAGUGAACCAUCAUUAAGAGCAGAGUCUGAUUUAAUCAGUGUUGAUGAUUUUGUCCAAGAGAAUGGAUCUCAGUCAAGUGAAGCAGGGGGAUCUUUAAAAUCCGUGAAUACAUCACCAAGACUCAAAGGUAGACUGUCGAAGUAAUGUGUAUAUCUUUGACAAUCAAACCUAGGAAUAGAGCAUAUAUAAAUACAUAUGUUAUAUGUAACAUGUCAAAUUAACUACUUUUGCAAAUAAUUAUACACCUUUCUUUCAUGUACAAACUGUUUUGUCUGCUGAUAUCUACUGAUUACACAGAAUACGUGAAAUUCUUUUAUACAAAUAUUUACGGUACAGCAUAUUUAUCAUUCAAUAUCUUUCGUCAAAUCCAAAUAUUAUCAAAAUUUUGAUUUUACUUUCUAAUUAUUGUUCAGAUUAGGAUGGUAGUCAAUGUUUGUUUAAACAGGAUGACUACGGUGUCACUAGGUCACUUUCACUGAUUUUUAUUCUCAAAUUUUAGAACUAAAUAUCAGAAAAUAAACAAAAAUUGCGUACUGAGUAACUUCCUAACCUCUUAUUGUAUAUAAUGUUCUAUUAUUAUUGUUAUAUACACUAAUACAAUACGCGAGUGAGUACAUACGCUUAUUGUUAGCGCAAAUAAGUAGUAUUGAUAAACCAAACCAAUAGUAUACCUAUAAAUGUUGUGUAUAUAAAUAAAUAUAAAGAUAUAUAUAUGUAUACAUAAAUGUAUACUGACAAGUUUACUUGAAUUAUAUCCAGUGAUUUUGUACCUUAAUAACUAAUAAUAAUUCAUACACUUCGCCACACUGAAGUUCCAAUGCUUCUCCUGUGAUCAUUGUCUUUAACUUAGAGAGACAGUCAAAACGGAUUAAACAACAUAAGGCAUGACCUUUAUUUUUUCUUUUCUUCAUAAAUGUGGUAAAAGUUUCGGUGUGUGUAUUUACCUUUUUGCAAUAACUGUAACUAUUUCAAUUUAAAGCAUAGUUUAGAGAGUUAUACAUUUAAUGAACACAUACACAAUGAACAUUUUGCCAUCAUCAAAGGAGUUUCCGUUUAUUUUCUAUUUAUCUGUUCUAUUCAAGUCGUUUUUUUUUAAAAAAAGUGUUAUGUAACUUAUAAUUGUACAAAUGUAAGUA